UGAGCUUCAACUCAAGACUUAAUAACCAAUGGUUCCACAAUUGUGUGAUGUAGAUCUGGAAUUCUAAGAUCUAGUUAUCUGAAUCUCUUUAUUGACUAUAUAGGCCCUGGGGUUAAAUGACAACCAGUAUCCCAGAACUGGUAGGUCUUCUAACAUCUCAGGGGCUCAAUUACUUCAUGUGGCAGAAAUUACCCUUUGGUUUUCCAACUUAUGGAGGUCACAGUUAUAUAUGCUUUUUUACUUAGUGUGCAUAACGAGAGGUUGUUGGCACUGCUUCUGAAGAGUUUUCAUCAGUCUUAAGAUACUGUUAAUCACCCAUUCAACAAAUAUGUAUGAAGUGCUUCCUGUGGGCCAGACAUUGUUCUAAGCUGGAGACAUAGCAAUGAAUGAAACAAUUAAAAAUCCCUGCCAUUGUGGGAAGUAUUUAUUAUAAAUAGAAAAUGAUGAGUGUCAUGUUGAUAAAACACAGCCAGGGGAAAUGGCCCAGGAAUAUGGGGCUGCCCUUUGGACGAGGUGGUCAAGGCAGGCCUCAGAGGUAUGUGAAGCAUAUGGGACAGGAGAGAUACCUGGGGCUGUAGAAGGCCACAGGCUCAGGCUCCCCUUACUACCAGGAGAACAAGGCAAAGUAUGAGACUGUUUGAAAGACUAUAAUUCAGAUUCAACAAAUGCUUUAAAUAAUCUAUGCUUAAGCUGGUGCAGUUGACAUCAUUGUUAUUUACAGUUGAGGACAUGGAUAUUCUGAAUAUUUAAGUGACCCAAGCAAGCAUGCAAAGCUGGUGAGGGACAGAGCCUGAACUCUAAUCUUGUCCUCUGAUUCUUUAAAGCCAGUGGAAUUUGCCACUGUACUGCUACUGCUCAUUUAUUCACUUUCUGGAUAUUUACUCAUCCCCUAUCACAUUUAACAGCAUCUGGGGUUUAGUGAGAAGCCUGACUUUGCCAAUUAUUUCAUCACUUUGAACUUCCUUUUCUCACCUAUAAAAUAGUAAGAUCAUAUGCUUGUCUCACAGGUUUGUGGUGAAGAUUAAAUAAACAAAUGUAUAGACAGCAUCCUUUAGGCGUUCCACAAGUGCCAGUGUUCUUCCUUUCCCAACAGCUGGGCUGAACUAUAGUUUGUGUAGUGUAGUCUUAACCAGUAGGAGCCUGGGUCUGGGGACCCAGAAUAUGUGUUCAAACUCUAGCUCAACUUUUGACUUGGAGAGUAUCCUUGGGGAGAUUACUCAUUCUCUCUGAACCUUGUUUCCUCAUCUAUAAAAAGGGGGAGAAUAACAAAUAGUUCUCAAUUUCAAAGGGCUGUUGUGAAAAGUAAAUGAGUUAAUACAUUCAUAAGACCUGCCUGUCUCAUAGUAAGUGUGCAAGAAAGGUUGGCCAUUGCUGUUGCUGUGGGAUUGUGUGCAAGUCACCAUUCCUCUUGGGUGAAACUUGAAACUUAAGUUUUUUGGCUGUAAAAUAGGGAGGUUAAUAGCUUGUAACGCUUCUAAAGAGACACAUUUUUCUUUCAAGAGGGCAACCUUCAUCUAUCCAGAUAGCUUUAGGUGUGUGAAGAGGGGAGGCCAGUGGGGAACCAUAGGGUUGAGUCAUCUCAUCUACUUCUCUGCAUCCAGGCAAAACUUUAACACUAAAAUGAAAGUCUCCCAUCUCCUUCCUCUAUCCAUCUUCCAUUCCUCUUCUUAUCCUCCUCCCAUUCAUCAUCUGUCUACUUUUGGGGAGCCGGCAGAUCAGUGACCCUAGAAGAGAAUCCAGAAAGAGAAUGUCUGUAAGGCAACCACCUGAGCUUUUGGCUCAGAAAAGGUGCCCAAUGAAUAGUAGCUAUCAUUGGUAUUGCUGCUGAGAGAACCAAGGAAUGGAACUAACAUAGCGAAGUGAGGGCCUGAAAAUUCAGCCAUCCUUUCUCUCCCUAACCUCGAUUCCCAUAAGAGACUUGGGACCCUCAUCCCCUUCUUGUCCCACCCAUAUUUUUUCAAAGAGUUCCCCGGGCCUCUACUCUUCUUGGCAGCAAGGAGGUGGGUGGAUUUUGUUUCUUUGUGAUUGGGAAUGGGUCCAGGUUCUGGUUGCCGCCUUGAGCUAACAGACUGGAAAUCUCAGUUACGUAACAACACUAUCUCCCUCACUCUUUGGCGAUCUCCUGACUAGGUAUCAGAGACAUCUCCUCUGUCCCCGUUGGUUGUUUUUUUCCCACGUAAUUAAGGCCCAUAUCUGUUUAUUGAUAGAGGUGUUUUCUCUCACACCCUGUCCUUAAACACAGUCAGUCCCUUCUACAAUUCAGCUGCCUCAUUCACUCAUCUCAGGACUCCCAAGCAGACAUCUUUUUCUUUCAAGCGGGCAAACUUCAUCUAUCCCAGAUAGCUUUAGGCGUGUGAAGAGAGGGGUGUCCAGUGGGGGACCAUAGGGUUGAGUCAUCUCAUCUACUUCUCUACAUCCAAACCAAACUUUAACACCAAAAUGAAGUCUUCCAUAUCCUUCCUCUAUCCAUCUUCCAUUCCUCUUUUUAUCCUCCUCCUAUUCAUCACCUGUGUCUACUUAUUAAUCCUAUGGCAAGUUCUGCCAGAAGUCUUACUUCAGUCUGUUACACAAUUACAUUUGAGAUGGAGCUGGAAUUUUAUGGAAAGAUGGAGAUUCUGAUAUUUGUUCCCUUUCUUCUCAGCCCUGUCAUGGAAAGGGAACUCCAUUUCAUAAGUAUAUAAACUCUAAAGGAGCAUUUGUGGAACAAAAUACCCUCAAUAUCUGAUCUCAAAAUCUUGUGAUUUGAUAGGUAGGGCAGGAAGUAGAGGUUGAUAGGCACACAAAUAACUGUAAGGUUGGGUUGAAGGUAGCAGGAAAGGGUAUUAAUAAAGAAUUUUUUGAGAAUUGAGAUGAAACUAGAUCUUAUAUGCUUGGAAGGAUCUGGAAAGAUGCCAUAAAGCCAGAAAGGUCUGAAUUUCAUAACUGAGGAGUGGAAGUGGAGAAGAGGUGAAGUGGCAUUCUUGCUGAAGGCACAACCUGAACAAAGGUCCAGAGACUAGAGGAGAGAAUGGGGAUUUUAAGUCAUAGUAUUUUGAGGAUACUGGCUGGGGAGAUAUAUCUAGGGUAAUAAAGGGACCCUUAGAGGGAGAGGUGGGCAGAGAAACAAGGAAGAAAAUAAUGGAAGUUUCUUAUUUGCCUCUUUUCCUUCACAGGUGCUAUCACAUUUCAAGAACUUCAGAAAACUGGUGAUUCCCCAGCAUCUGAUAAUUUGUUCCCUCCUAUUUCAGGCUUUGUUUAUAGUGCACCCCCUGAUCAUACUGCUCUUCAGUCAAGCCAUAGCCCUCUAGACCUCACUAAAUCUACAGAAACCCAUAAUCUAAAACGCAAUUGCAACACUACACACCAUCUCAAGCCGAUUUACAAACACAUAGGUAAUUCCCAAAACUCUACAAGUCAUCAUGAAGUUCUUCCUACUUCUGAAAAAACCCCGAGCAAUCAAGGAAGAGACCCAAAUGUUCGGAAUGGACGGUCUAUUGAUCCUACUGACUCUACUAACACACAUAAAGGAUCGUCUGGUGUAAAAUAUCCAACGUCAGCACCCAAGAUCAAAACAACUUGCCUUAGGUUCAAAUCAGUUAUAGGAACAGAUAAAAGUGUAACAUCUUCGAGAAACAUUACUUCAGAGAGUAAAAGCGCUACUUCACAGAAGACCAUAAAUCCUGUCUACAACUCAGGAAAUUCGGAGAGCAAAAAAAUACCUAUGUAUUCCUCAGGCAAAAGCACAACAGCCCCAUCAGAUGAGGUUACAAGAACCCCACGAAGGUCAGAAAGAGCUGGAGAUCAUACAAUAGCUGCUAAUCUCAGAACUACAGUUGCCUCAGGCACAACAAUGAUGAAGACUACAGGACAUAUAAACAGGACAUCACCCAUUGAAAAGACCACACAAAUACCAGCAACACUUAGAGAACAUGGACACAGCACCAUAUCAGCUCAUAUAAAUAUCACAAAAUCACUAGAAAACUCACUAGAACAUGGAAAAGUAGCCACAUUGCCUUAUGAGAAGACUCCGGGAGUCCCAACAGAAUCUACAAAAUAUGGAGAAGAGACUACAUCAACCAAUAAGAAAACCACACUAACCCCCCAAAAGUCCAAGAAACAUGGACAGAACACCACUCCGGACAGCAGAAGGAUCACAAGGGCCCCAGAAGGGCCCACUGACUAUGGUGAGAAGACAACCCCCGCCAAUGGGAAGACCAUGAGAGCCCCAGCAGGGCCCAAGGACCAUGGGAAGACCACCCCAGCCAACAGGGAGGUCACAAGACCCGUGGAAGGGCCUAAGAAUCAUGAGAAGAAGACCACUACAGUCAACGGGAAGACCACAAAUGCCCCAGAAAGCCCCAAGGGUCAUGGGGAGAAGACUACAUCAGCCAACGUGAUGAUCACAAGAACCCUAGAAGGGCCCAAGGACUAUGGGGAGAAGACCACCCCAGCCAAUGGGAAGACCAUGAGAUCCCCAUCAGGGUUCAAGGACCAUGAGAAGAUCACCCCAGCCAACAAGGAAAUCACAAGAUCCCCGGAAGGGCCUAAGGAUCAUGAGAAGAAGACCACUACAGUCAACAGGAAGAUCACAAGUGCCCCAGAAGGCCCCAAGGGACAUGAUGAGAAGACUACAUCAGCCAAUGGGGUGACCACAAGUGUCCCAGAAGGGCCCAAGGAACAUGAGGAAAAGACCACAAGAACUCCAGAAGGGCCCAAGGACCACAGGGAGAAGACCACCACAGUCAGGAAGAUCACAAGUGCCCCAGAAAGGUCCAAGAACCAUGAGGAAAGGACUACACCUGCCAAUGGGAUGAUCACGAGAGCCCCAGAAGGCCACAAGGAAUAUGGGAAGAAAACCACAAGAACCCUAGAAGGGCCCAAGGCCUCUGGUGAGAAGACAACGCCAGCUAAUGGGAAGACCACGGGAGCCCCAGAAGGGCCUGAGAACCAUGGGGGGAAGACCACUAGAGCCCUAGAAAGGACCAAGGACCACAGGGAGAAAAACACCCUGGCCAAUGGGAAGACGACAAGAGCCCCAGAAGGGCCCACGGACCAUAGGGGGAAGACCACUAGAGCCCUAGAAGGGAUCAAAGACUAUGGUGAGAAGACAACCCUAGCCAAUGGGAAGACGAUGAGUGCCCCAGAAGGGCCCAAGGACCAUGGGAAGACCACCCCAGCCAACAGGGAGACCACAAGAGCCCUGGAAGGUCCCAAGCAUCAUGGGGAGAAGACCACCACAGUCAACAGGAAGACCACUAGAGUCCUAGGGGGGCCCAACGACCAUAAGGAGAAGACCACCCUGGCCAAUGGUAAGACCACAAGAGUCCCAGAAGGGUCCAAGGAUGAUGGGGGUAAGACCACCAGAGCCCUACAAGGGUCCAAGGACCAUGGGGAGAAGACCACCAGAGCCCUAAAAGGGCCCAAGGACCAGAGGGAGAAGACCACCCCAGCCAAUGGAAAGACCACAAGAGCUCCAGAAGGGCCCAGGAAUCACAGGGAGAAGACUACACUGGCCAAUGGGAUGACCACGAGAGCCCCAGAAGUUCCUACAGACCAUGGGGAGAAAACCACCCCAACCAACAGGGAGACCACAAGAGCCCCAGAAGGGCCCAAGGACAAUGGGGAGAAAACAACACUGGCCAAUAGGAUGACCACGAGAGCCCCAGAAGGCCCCAAGGACCAUGAGGGGAAGACCACUAGAGCCCUAGAAGAGCCCAAGAACCAUGGGGAGAAGAACACAACGGUCAAUGGGAAGACCACAAGAGCCCCAGGAAUUCCCACAGACCAUGGGGAGAAGAUCAUCUCGGCCAACAGCAAUACCACAAGAGCCCCAGAGAGGCCCAAAGAACAUGGAGAAAAUGCCACUCCAGCCAAUAAGAAGACAACAAGAACUCAAGCCAAAUCUAUAAAACAUGGAGUAAAGGCCACAUUGGCCACUGAGACCACAAAACCCCCAAGAAAACCUAAAGAAAGUGUAGGAAAAAACACAGCUCCCACAGAGACUAUAAGACCUCCAUUCAAUGUCACAGGAGACAAAUCUGUCACUAAUACCUCUCCUGGUUCAAAUAAAACUGAUGUUACCUAUGGGGUACCCAUUGGUUCUUUUACACUCACCACAUCUCACAUAGAGCUGAGUUCCAUCAUGUCAGAAGCCCCAGGCAACCAAAACCAUCCAUAUCAGAACAAAGAUGGCUCACAGGGAGGUCUUCGUGCUGGAGGAAUGAGGGAGAAUGAUUCAUUCCCUGCAUGGGCCAUAGUUAUUGUGGUCCUGGUGGCUGUGAUUCUCUUCCUGGUGUUCCUUGGCCUUAUCUUCUUGAUUGCCUGUACGAUGAAAACACGCCGUGCACUGGUCCAAAACACAGAGGACAAUGACCCAGAGGAUGAUGGGGGCCCUAAUUCCUACCCAGUCUACCUGAUGGAGCAGCAGACUCUUGGCAAGGGCCAGAUCCCUUCCCCACGGUGAUCCUUCAGAAAGGUCCCAGCUCUUCCAUGUCCUUCCUAAGAUGAGGAAUUAGACUCACCAUUCCUAUUUCCUGGACACCAGGAAGGGCAGAGUACUGGCAGUUAACAGCAUUAACUCUUCAUCAGCUGUGUUCUUAUUGAAACUGGUCAAGGGAUGAGGUGAUAAGCAAGAAGGAGAAGCAAGAAGGGAGAUAAAGAAGAAAGAAUGAAUAAUGCAAGUGUUCUCUGCAGAAGAUGGUGGUCUUGGAAUGAAAACAUGUUUGAUGGACACAUGGGGUAGACACCAACAUAGGACACUGAGUCUUGGGAGGAGCAGCAUGACUAAAGGAAGUUUGGGGGCCUUAGAAGGCAAUGCCCCAUAUCUGACUGUGAGUUGGAGAUUGAGGACAGAGUUCCUGGGUGUCAGGACCAAUCUAUAAUAUUUCCAUGUACUAUUACUUAGAUGUUGUGUAUAAGCAGGCUCGUCUUUGACUUCCCAGGACACUUGCCUACCUCCUUUUUAAAAUGAAAAAAGUAGAAUCUGAGAAGAAAAGAGAACUUAUUUCCUUCACCUUCUCUAUACCAAGGAGAAAGGAAAAUUCCAGAAAAGAUAAUAAAUGUCUCUCAUCCAGAUGGUUCUUCCCUCUUCCUUCUGAAUCCUUUAGUUUUUUCUAAAUGUCUACAGUAGACAUCCUGCUGGUCUGGCUUUCUGGGUUGUGGGUGGCACAGAGGGAGGGAUUUUUGUGUGGUCUGCAGUCUUAUCCAUUUAUCCCCAUUCCAGACUGUCCCUGAUGGUGUUCCCCACUCAUUAUUUAUUUUCCUGUCAGUUCUACCAAAAGCCAGUCCAGGCUUUUUUCUGGAAGAGUCACUUGCCUUCUCCACUGCCCCCAUUCUCUCUCUACUCACACUUUCACCCCAGAUUUUGAUAUUCCCCCUUGUAGGCAUAUCAUCUGGAUUUUCUCUCCAACUAUUAAAGCCCUUUCACCUAUUACUGAUUUGGCAUAGUGGAAAGAAUGAACAGAUAAUAGAUAGCUUCCUAUCUAUUGGUCUUUUUAUAAUAAAGUAGAAAAUAUUUGUAAAGUAA
Messenger RNA from Herpailurus yagouaroundi (jaguarundi), 7504 nucleotides. RefSeq names its product proteoglycan 4-like. The transcript has 3 exons. The coding region runs from base 3701 to 6442 and encodes 913 amino acids. The record is from RefSeq and is a predicted model, not a curated record. Lineage: Eukaryota; Metazoa; Chordata; Mammalia; Carnivora; Felidae.